AUGGCUUCAGUUGAAUUUUUAGAUAAUUUCAUAGAAAGUUUGCCAAAAUAUGACGAUAUCGAAGUAGAAUUUACUAUAGAAGCAGAAGGCGGCCCUGAAACUACUACAACUAAAGUAGUGCAAUUUACUAAUGCAUAUAAAAGGCAAGUUAUUAGUGUAGAAGAUCUGAGAAGGUUAUUUCAAGAAAUAGGUGUUGGAAGACGAAUUUUGAGAGAAGAAAAUAGUACAACUACAACAGUCGCCCCUAAAACAGUCACAACUAUAAAGGUCGCUAAACAAGCCGAAGGAUCGGAUGAUAAGAUGGUUCACAUGAAAGACCUUAAAAUGGCUAUAAACGAUUUAGAGGAUAGGCUUAUGGAACGUUUCAAUAGUUUAAAGUUCAAUCUAACGUCGCCGUCAACCAAUGAGACAGUCUCUGCAAAAAUAUACAACAUAAUGGAUUUUAUAAAAAUUGGACGUGGAGAAAAAUCACCCGAUCCUCGUACGGAUAACUUAAAUUGGUUAAAAAUAAAAUUUCCAUUCAAAAGCUAA
Messenger RNA from Aricia agestis (brown argus), 531 nucleotides. RefSeq lists its product as uncharacterized. The coding region runs from base 1 to 531 and encodes 176 amino acids. The transcript is spliced from 7 exons. The record is from RefSeq and is a predicted model, not a curated record. NCBI's taxonomy places the organism in Eukaryota, Metazoa, Arthropoda, Insecta, Lepidoptera, Lycaenidae.